Galleria mellonella (greater wax moth) is the source of this 5010-nucleotide messenger RNA. RefSeq lists its product as uncharacterized. Gene Ontology annotation, molecular function: protein dimerization activity; DNA binding. Lineage: Eukaryota; Metazoa; Arthropoda; Insecta; Lepidoptera; Pyralidae. The coding region runs from base 2121 to 3992 and encodes 623 amino acids. The transcript has 2 exons. The record is from RefSeq and is a predicted model, not a curated record.
UUAAAUUAUUUCUACAUCAAAUAGAUAAUACUCAGAUAUAAAAUAAAGUUAUCUGCUUAAUUUUUACCACUGAACUGUUUUGUUCAGUAAAAGUUGCAUUCUCAUAUUUAUAAAUUAACCUGCUAUAUUAUAUAGAGUAUUUUUCCUCUAAAAAUGUGGUUUAAUAAGUAUUUAACAGUAAAUAAAUCAUGUUGAUUAUGGCUACAGAUUACUAAUAAAUUAAUACCUACCGAUUAUUAAUCGGGUUCACGUUUAAAUAUUUUAUGCCUACUCCACAUAAAAUACGUUGAUAAUUUUUUUUUCUAUCGACUAAGUUAGGUCUAAAUAAACCUUAUUUAUAGUAGGCUUAUACAAAAUAUGUUUUAAUACAUCAUUAUUUUGAAAUCGUGUAUAUUUAAAAUAAUAAUUGAUAAUAAAUUUCUAAAGCUCUGUUGUUAAAAACAAAUGGUAUUCGCGAUUGUCUGAGUGUCAAAUUGUAUGUAUUGUGACUAUAUAGUAUUAUUUAGUUACCACAUAAUCUUUACAAUUCGCAUUAGAUUAAGAAUGUAUAUGCAAUUAUACAAUUACAGAUGGGCAAAGCACCGGGUUUAAACCCGGUGCUUUGGUAAAAACCCAAUAAACACCCAUAAACUCCCAUAAUCACCCAAAAAAAUAGGUUUUUACGUAUUUUUUUGAAAAUAUGUAAGUAAUACCAAUAAAUUAUUUUUAUAAAUUGUAUUGAUCAAUUCUACAAUAUUAAAUAAAACGUUAACUAAUAAUAUUUCAGGAAAUUUUAAAAAUCUAUAUAUAAUAAAAUGAAAGUAAUUAAUUUUCAGUGUUUUCAUGUUGCAGUUGAUCAACAUGUUGGCCUUUUGCUUCCCGUAGAUACUUUAAAAUUUCUUCAUAACACCUCGUUCGCACACAUGGCCGUAUAUAUUUAAAUUCUUGAGCCACUAACAGUCCGAAAUACUCAUUUCUUUUAUCCUCUUCUCCAUAAAUUAAGCAUUUAGAACAGUUUGUUUCUUCUUUCAGUAAAUUUUCUUUUAUUUUAUCCUCGUUUUUUUUCUUUGUUGCGACGACGCUGGGUAAAUCAUCUGGACACUGGGUCUCACUAUUGCCAAAUAUAUUUGGAGAUCGGCUUCGGCUACGGCUUGGCAGACAUUUUUUUCUUUCUACAAUUUUAAAUUAAAUUUAUUAGAAUAAAUGCUUCGAACACACGCGAUCUAAGUACCUUUUGUGUUUAUUAUACCUUACCUACCUAGGUAUAAAAAGAGUACUUACGUAGAUUUUCUUUUAUUAACUGUUUUAUACGAAGAUCUUGAUCUCUCAAAUUAGCAUCCAUUUUACUUCCAGUGAUUAUCAACUAAAUUAAUAAUCCACAAAGUAUUAAAUAACGUUUUUAUGAAAUAUUUAGCACAAAAACAAUACCCUUUAAAUAUCGAUCGUCAGUAACUGUGGCUGACUUACCUAUAUUCUAGCAAGCAGGACUGCCAGAUGUGAAGGGGAAAUCCCCAAUAAAUUGUUGCAUGUGACUGAUGAUGUGAGCAUGUUCGUUUCAUAAUAAAAAUGUUGCCAGGUAACCAAAAAGUCGUAUGUUUUUGUGCGAAUUACGAUCAUAAUCUUUACGAUCGUACAUUAAAAAAUAGACAAAUAAUAGUAUGAGUACGAUUUAAAUCGUAUAUCUGUCAACCCUGCUAGCAAGACAGCGACAAAAUCACGUUGCAUAACAAUGUAGCCCAAGCUUAUAUCUUAUGAAAUAUACGGAAGAGAUACGGACUUAGAAAAAACAGAAAUGUUGUUCUUUGUGGAAGUCAUUGAUGAAAUUCUAUGUAUUUUAGCCCGCAAACUUUCUUCAAACAAAAACAGCGCCAUCUAGUAUCGAGUUCUGUAAUUAUCUCUUUGUUUAUGGAUUUGAAGUAAGACCGCCACGCAUGCAAUACAUUAUGACUGGGGAUUCCCCUAUUCGUCGACGCUGAAUAUGAGGCGACGACAAUCACUGUCAAACGUGUUCACUAUUACUCUGACUCUGGUAACGUGACUUCCUGGUAACGUGUUAGGUAGGAAAAGCAGUAAAAAAGUGCAUAUUAAGGGAGCAGAUUUGAAAUAAUAUUUAUACUUAACAAGAAAUAAUUAAAGGUUCAAUGGGGAGACCUAAAGAUUUACGCAUAUGGGAGCACUACCGUACUUUACCAAACAAGUCUGUUUCUUGCAAGCUUUGUAAUAAGGUCUACAAAUUCAGUAAUGCUGCCAAAAUGCUUCAACAUCUUAUCACUUGUCCAAAAUCUCCAGAAACAUUAAAAGACUCUAUGAAACUUAUAAAAGAUAGCUCGUCCAAAACCAAAAUGUCUGGACUGUCAGAGAUAGAGACAAAUGAUUCUUUUAUAAGCCCCUCGUCGUCUGCUAACACUACAAUAAAUGCUGAGUUUCAAGACACCGAUGAUCAUAUAAAAACAGAAUUAGCGAGAGCUAUAUUUGUAACAGGGACGCCAUUAUCGAUGGUGCAACAUCCUUUAUGGAUACAAUUUUUCGAAAAAUUGCAACCAAAAUUUAAAAUACCUUCACGUAAAGCUUUAGCGACAAAAUACUUAGAUAAAAUAUAUAGAGAAAUGCGUUUUGAGUUAAAUGAGGAACUAAAUGCUUGUAGUUACUUACACCUUCAGUGCGAUGGCUGGUCUAAUUUAAGAAAUGAAGGAAUAAUAAACUUUCUUAUAUCAAAACCUCAACCUGCAUACGUUAAAAGUUUGAAUACAGAAAGUAAUCCUCACACUAGUGAAUACCUUAGCCAAGAAGUUGAAAAAGUAAUGAAAGUGUAUGGAGCAAAUAAGUUUCUUGUACUUAUUGGCGAUAACGCUAGAAAUAUACAAAAGGCAUUCGAAUUAACAAAACUCAAAUAUCCACAUGUUGUUCUUCUCGGUUGCUGUGCACAUAUCCUUAACUUGUUGUGCCAAGAUAUUGUAAAGAUACAAGAAGUAACUGUGUUUAUUAUGCAAGCCAUAAAUAUAAUAAAAACUGUUAAAAGGAGUCAACGAUUAAGUUCCUUGUUGAUAAAAUCAAGGCAGGGUGAAGAUUCUACACAAACACUAAAAUUGCCUUGUGCUACAAGAUGGGGAAGUCAUGUUACUUCGUUAAAAAGUUUGAAAGCAAAUAAGAUAGCUUUGCAAAUAUUAACAGUUAGAGAAGAUGUGGUAAUUUCAAGAGAUAUUAAAGAUUUAAUUCUAAGUGAUGAUUUCUGGACGAAGACAGGGGAAUGUAUAAGUAUUUUGGAACCAGUCACUGAAAGCAUAUUUUACUUAGAGAGCGACCAGAAUCGUUUGCAUCGCACAUACAUUACAUUUAGAGAUGUACAAGCUAAGAUACGUUUUGCAUUAAAUGAGAUUUCGACAUUGAGCGAAGAAAGCAAACAGCAGAUUCUAACAUCAGUAUCUUCAAGAUGCAAUAUGGCAAUGAGGCCAAUACAUUUUGCAGCAUAUAUUCUAGACCCCAGGACUCUAGGAGUCGAACUUACUCAAGAGGAAGAACUUAAGGGUAUGGAGUUUAUCUACAAUUUAAGCCAACACUUAAGUUUGUCAAAUGUAAUGGCAGAUUUGGCGUGUUAUAAAGCUAAAGAAAACUUUUGGGCCAGAGGAUUUGUAUGGAGCUCAUUAGAUAGCAUUGAGCCCCUAAUAUGGUGGAAAGGUAUUUGUGGUUCCACUGAGUUAAGCAAAGUAGCGAUUCGUAUUCUAUCAGCUCCCUGUACUUCGGCAGCCACUGAGCGUUCCUUUAGUAUCCAAGGCUACAUACAUAAUAACAAAAGAAAUCGACUUACAACUGAAAGAACUGAAAAAAUUUCAUUCAUUUGUUAUAACUGGAAUCUUAAACAUAAAGCUGAAUGCGAGGACAUUCAGUUUAAUGAAGAAAAUACCUUAGAAGCUUUCAUUGAGCAAGUAAAUGAACAUAACAGUUUAGACGAAAUAGAGCCUAUCGAACCUAUACAAUUCAUCGCUUGUAAUAACUCUGAAUCUGACAGUGAUUGACUGUAGUUUUACAUUUUACUUUCAUCUCUUUCUUAAUAAACUCAAAAUCAAAUUAAAAGUUUUUUAUUCUGUAGGCUGCAUAAUAAUACUGUCUAUGUCCAGUAUAGUGGACGUCUUGCGGCUGAGAUGACGAUGAUGAAGUACAAAAUCAUAAACACCCAAAAAUUUGGGUGUUUAUGGGGUUUAAACCCAAUAAACCCAAAACACCCGGUUUUUACCCACCAGACUUUAAACCCACCCAGGUGGAUUGCCCAUCUCUAUAUACAAUCGCCUGACUUGAAUACUUUUAAUUGUUAGUUCUAACAUAUUUUGCGUAAUGUGCAGGUUGCAUGGAUGGAGGUUAGUUAUAUUUUCAUUCGAUAAUGAAAUGGAAUUUGCCAGUUUUAAGCCCAGAGUGUUUUAUGGAUUUUUUGUUUUAUACUCUUAUCUUAGAUUAUAUAGAUAGAUAGAGUGUUUUCACACAAAUGCGUCACUAAAAACAGGUCAACUUUUUAUCCAUGUGUGCGUGAAUUGGGUUACCAUAAUAAUACAUUUAUUACUUACUAUAUGGAAAAAUUGUAUUGUAAGGUUUAAUUAAAUAAUAUAUUUCAAUACACAAAAUAAACACUGCAUAAUGAUUCGUAAAGAUAUUUAUCUUUAUUGAUUACUUUGAUCCGUUAAGGAUAUAAAAUACAUUUUUGGUUUUAAAUAAUUGAAAACAGUCAUUAUUUUAAUUAGUACAUCUAUAUUAAUUUAAAAGCAAAACAUACAUAUGUAUAUUUAUAUUUUAUUGAAAAAAAGUCCCAAUUCAAUAUAAAAAAAAUCUCAUCUGAGAAGUAUUUUAAUCCAAUUAAUUAAUUUUAAUACUAAAAAAGCAUGUUUUGUUUGUAAUUUAAAAAAAAAAUCUGUAAAUAUUUAGUCAGCCAAACGUCAAAUUAGCUGAUUAAAUUUUGACCUGUUUUUGUACACUCGAUGCUCUAGCUAUAAAAUCUAAGACUCGUAUAUACAUAUUUAUAUUUAUAAAACCUUGUACAAUACA